Messenger RNA from Ustilago hordei, 285 nucleotides. RefSeq names its product putative SPT4 - transcription elongation protein. Gene Ontology annotation, molecular function: zinc ion binding; RNA polymerase II complex binding. The transcript has 3 exons. Lineage: Eukaryota; Fungi; Basidiomycota; Ustilaginomycetes; Ustilaginales; Ustilaginaceae. The record is from RefSeq and is a predicted model, not a curated record. Gene Ontology annotation, cellular component: nucleus; DSIF complex. Gene Ontology annotation, biological process: chromatin organization; regulation of transcription elongation by RNA polymerase II; positive regulation of DNA-templated transcription, elongation. The coding region runs from base 1 to 285 and encodes 94 amino acids.
AUGUCAGCAAGGAAAGAAAAGCUUCGCGCAUGUCUCCGUUGUCAAUUCGUCCAAUCGCCCAGAGACUUUCACUUGAAAGGUUGCCCGAAUUGCGAACCGGUGCUCGAGAUGCAAGGAAGUCAAGACAGAGUAGCGGAAUGUACGACGUCCAACUUUGACGGAAUGAUCUCCAUGUUGCGACCUGAGCAGAGUUGGGUUGCCAAGUGGCAACGGAUUGAAAAGCGGCUCCCAGGAUUGUACGCAGUCAAAGUGAUCGGUCGACUGCCAGAAGGCAUCGAAUCCUAG